Molecule: messenger RNA, 669 nt
Organism: Plasmodium gallinaceum
Lineage: Eukaryota; Apicomplexa; Aconoidasida; Haemosporida; Plasmodiidae
Product: conserved Plasmodium protein, unknown function
Exons: 1
Coding region: 1-669 (222 amino acids)
Source: RefSeq, a predicted model, not a curated record
AUGUAUCAAGUAAAGUUAUCAAUCUUUUAUAUUAUAUUUUUAUUACAAUUUAUAGUAGCAUAUUCAUAUAGUAACACAAAAGUUAAUGAAAAUGGGAAUAUUUUAUCCUCAAAUUUAUCUAUUAAAAAUAAAAAAAAUAAUUUUAAAAAUUUGAAUUCUGGUGAUAUAAUAGAUGCAAAAAAAGAAAAAAAUGACAUUAAGAUAAGAAAAAAUAUGAAUAAAUUAUAUAAUACUUUAUUUCCUGAUGAUAUAGAAAAAAAAAAUGAAAAAAGUAACUUUGAUAAUAAAUAUGAAAAGGAACAUUUUGAAGAUAAUUCUUAUAGAAUAAAUAUACCAAUUGACGAAAAAGAUUUAAAUAAUAAAAAACUUGACAAAAAAAGUGACACUUUGAAAAAUACAGAACUUUUUAAUAAUGAAAUGAAAAUUGAAAAUAUAAAAAAUGGAGAUGAGAUAACAAUAAAUAAGCAAAAUACUUUUGGUAUACUUGGAAAUGGUGAAAAAAUGAAAAGUGAAUCAAAAUUUGCUAUUUUUAAUUAUUUAAAAGAUUUUUUUCAGAAUUCUUCUUACAUAAAAAAUUUCAGGAAUUAUAUUGAAAUUUUUUUUAAUAAAUAUGAUCAACGUAUAAUGGAGUCUACUAUUUUUUUUAAUUUUGAUGAAACACUAUUUUAG